AUGGGCCGUGCCGAAGCAGGGACACCCAAGGCGAUUAGCAAUGCAAUGAAGGCGCGUGGACUCACGCGACUACGAUGGUACUGCCAGAUCUGCUCAAAGGCAUGCCGUGAUGCGAAUGGAUACAAGUGCCACAUUGAGUCGGAAGCACAUAUGCGGCAGCUUACAGCCGCUAUGGGCGAGGGUGGUCAGCGAGCAGGCAAAGUGGUGCAUGACUAUAGCUCGCAGUUUCAGCACGAGUUUGUUGCAUUGCUUCGACAAAGGUUUGGCACGCGUCGUGUAUUGGCGAAUCAAGUGUACCAAGAAUACAUCCAGGACCGGCACCAUGUGCACAUGAAUGCCACGCGGUGGGUAUCACUAUCUGAAUUUGUCAAGUUCCUCGGACGUGCCGGCAUUGCCAAGGUCGAGGGCAGCGAGCUUGGCUGGUUCAUUUCGUGGGUUGAUAAUUCGUCCUCUGCACGUGCACGACAAGAUGCGAUCAAGAAAAUGGAUCGGGCCAAGAUGGACGAUGAACAGCGCUCGCGUCGCGAGCUUGACGAGCAGAUCCGACGCGCUCAGGAGCAGUGUGCCGCACCCCAGGCACCGGCGCCUACGCCUCUGCCCAGUAAUAAUGCGACCAGCGGUCUACCUCAAAGCAAUAAUGGUGGGCCCGUGAAGUUGUCUCUUUCACUAUCUAAGCCGGUGUCUACAUCCACUACCACAACACAUACCCCAGCACCAUCAGAGUCGGCACCAGCCGCUCCCUCUGUUUUUUCCAAGCGCGUUAAUCCCCUCAAGGCUGCAUCCAAAGAGAAUGCUGCUUUGUCAGCGAUCACGCCAACACAAAAUAAGCGUCCACCUCCUGCCCACAUGGGUGCUGCUGAGCGCAUAAAAAUGGAGGAACAGUCACGCAAGCGGACGACAGGUCCUACAAUGCAGCCAGGCAUCAAGCGGACGCGUUUUUAA
This is a messenger RNA of Malassezia restricta, 942 nucleotides long. RefSeq names its product DNA/RNA-binding protein KIN17. Gene Ontology annotation, biological process: DNA damage response; DNA replication. The coding region runs from base 1 to 942 and encodes 313 amino acids. The record is from RefSeq and is a predicted model, not a curated record. Gene Ontology annotation, cellular component: nucleus. The transcript has 3 exons. NCBI's taxonomy places the organism in Eukaryota, Fungi, Basidiomycota, Malasseziomycetes, Malasseziales, Malasseziaceae. Gene Ontology annotation, molecular function: double-stranded DNA binding.